AUAAUUUAUCAUUCAUUACCAAUAAAUAAAUCAACUAAAUUCUAUCGUCUCCUCUAGUCUCCUUCCCGUCUAGUCUACCCUCCUCUGUCACAUCUUUUCUUUAUCCUUCUCUAUCCGCUUACGUCUGCUCUGAAACUGCGUCGUUUCUGAAGCUCCAAUAGUGCCAGUGCUUUUCUUCUUCCAUUUUCUUUAGCCUUAUGAUCCAAAGGGUUUUUAGCUUUGUAGGUCAGACUAUCAAAAACUCGGAGGAAGAUCGAGCAAAUUUCGACUACUCUUUUCAGUAUUCUGGGAAGUUUUAUUUGAUGGCUUCACCAGCUAUUGACUCUGCAUGGCUAUCCUCGCCUAUUAAGCCCUUUUGUAAAUCUUUGAAUGUAGGGGAAGCACAUCCAGCCGAUAUUUUACCUGUGCUGGAAGCUCCUGUGCCUUUUGCAUCUGAUAACUCUAAUGCUCCACAACCGCCACCUCUCCCUAGUAAAAAUUGUACAAGAACUAAGUAUUCCGAGAGGCCUCUUGAAUAUAGUGUUGUCCCAAAGGAAACAAAGGAUACAUGGGACAACCUGUUUAAGAAAGGGUAUGGUGCAGAUGUUUGUAUUCUCACCAAUGAAAAAUCAUGUGUUCUAGCUCAUUCUAAUGUUUUGAGUAUUGCAUCGCCCGUGCUGGCUAAUGUUCUCAGGCUAUCAAAAGUCAAGAAUGGCAUGAGAUACAUCAAAAUCCCCGGAGUACCUCAUGGAGCUGUCUGCAUGUUUAUUCGUUUUCUAUAUUCAUCUUGCUAUGAAGAGGAGGAGCUGCAGAAGUUUGUUCUCCAUCUAAUAGUCUUGUCACAUUUCUACUCAAUUCCAUCACUGAAAAGAGUUUGUAUUUGCUCACUGGAGCAAGGCUGGCUUACCAGAGAAAAUGUGAUAGAUGUUCUUCAGUUAGCAAGGAAUUGUGAUGCACCUAGGCUUGCCUUCAUUUGUGUCCGUAUGGUUGUAAAGAAUUUCAAAUCUAUAUCUUUAACUGAAGGAUGGAGAGCAAUGAGACGUGCCAAUCCUGCUCUUGAGCAAGAACUUGUAGAGUCUGUUGUUGAAGCAGAUACUAGAAAGCAAGAGAGGCAGAGAAAAAUGGAAGAGAAAAAAGUUUACUUGCAAUUGUACGAAGCAAUGGAGGCCCUCCUUCACAUUUGCAAGGAUGGUUGUAGGACGAUUGGACCUCGUGAUAAGGUGCUAAAAGGGAGCCAGGGUGCCUGUAAUUUUCCAGCUUGUAAAGGGCUUGAAACUUUAGUGCGUCAUUUCUCAAAUUGUAAGACUCGGGUCCCUGGUGGAUGUGUUCACUGCAAACGCAUGUGGCAGCUUCUUGAACUGCAUUCCCGUAUGUGCAAUGAGCCUGAUUCAUGCAAGGUUCCUCUUUGUAGGCAUUUCAAGGAGAAAAUGCAGCAGCAAAGCAAGAAAGAUGAGACAAAGUGGAAGGUGUUAGUGAGCAAAGUUAUUGCAGCAAAGAAUGCAGUUGGGUCAUUCUCAUCUCGGUCUAAAGGUUUAUUCUGACUAACUUAUCUUUUAAAUGGGAAAAUGGCAUUACCAUGCAUCUCUUUUUAUUGCAAUUGGUUAAUGCUCCCACUAUUCUAACUUAUACUUGUUCUACAAUGGCAGAAAUAAAAUGAAACGAUAUUUACUAAUAAUAAAUAGUAGUUCUCUUUAUCUUUUGUUAUACAAAAGUUUGAAGAACAGAUGUAGGCAGUGGACAUAAUGAAAAUGACGUCAUUGAUAUUUCUUUCAA
Messenger RNA from Gossypium arboreum, 1752 nucleotides. RefSeq names its product BTB/POZ and TAZ domain-containing protein 3. The record is from RefSeq and is a predicted model, not a curated record. NCBI's taxonomy places the organism in Eukaryota, Viridiplantae, Streptophyta, Magnoliopsida, Malvales, Malvaceae. Bases 198 to 1520 code for a protein of 440 amino acids. Gene Ontology annotation, molecular function: protein binding. The transcript is spliced from 7 exons.